This is a messenger RNA of Mycetomoellerius zeteki, 4347 nucleotides long. RefSeq names its product protein PTHB1. Gene Ontology annotation, biological process: cilium assembly. Gene Ontology annotation, cellular component: membrane; BBSome. Gene Ontology annotation, molecular function: ligand-gated monoatomic ion channel activity. The record is from RefSeq and is a predicted model, not a curated record. The transcript has 21 exons. Bases 1 to 4347 code for a protein of 1448 amino acids. Lineage: Eukaryota; Metazoa; Arthropoda; Insecta; Hymenoptera; Formicidae.
AUGUCGAAUCAUCAUUUGACACAUGACAUUCAUAAUUUUGUCGAUGAUCUUGAAGAAAGAAUUUAUAACAAUUUGGAACAUCGGAAUCUGUAUAUGCUGGAUCUGAACUGUGAUUACGCUAUAAAAAUUUUACGACAGGCGCAUUCGAAGGGAAUGUUUAUCGCCCCGAUGAAGUGGCUGCUCCUUCAGGAUCGAAGAACGAUGAUCGAUAACGCCAAUAUAACUUCCACAUAUGAUAACUUAGAGGUCUUUGAAGAUUUAGCUGUCUAUCCUGACAGUGACGUGGUACUCGCUCGAAGAUUCGAUGGUGAUUUUCUUCAACUGACAUCUAUAUACCGACCGAGUUCACAACGAGCAGUAAUAUGGGAAAAUCGCGGAAACUGGACGAUCAACAACGGUUUACAAAUGAGUACUUUCGACGUGGCUUCGGCAAGGAGAAGGAAUCUUCAGCAGUCACAUCUUAAGUCCUGUCUCGUGAUGACAGAUCCUGACACGAUCAAUCAUUUGACUGAUUUUAAAUAUAGUGCAAUAGAUCCUAUGACAAAGGUUAAUUAUAUCUGGGUACUUCAUUUAGUAAACCGGAUGAACGCAACAAUAAGUUUCAACAUUUCCAACAACUGGGGACGCAGUAAUAAUGGAUCCUGGGACGGGAUGGUCGGGAUGCUGCAGCGACAUGAAAUCGACAUUGGCGGCACUUCUGUGUAUAUGCUAGCGAAUCGCAUUCAUGUAUUAGAAUACAUUCAAUUAUACACACGUACUGGUUUGAGUUUCGUGUUCCGACGACCGUUAUUGUCGACCAUAAAAAACAUCUUCACCUUACCCUUUCAAAAAAAUGUCUGGAUAGCAAUCGCCAUAUACCUUGUUCUCGUCUUUUGCUUGUUAUACAUGUCUAUGAAAUGGGAACACUAUCGAGGUACUUCGAAAAAAUCGGCAGCUUACUGGACUCGAUUAAAUAUUAGCGAAUCAACAAUUACUGAUAAUCUUCUCUUCCUUUUAGGUGCAUUUGCACAACAAGGAUAUUCAUAUGAGCCAUACAGAAUCCCAUCUCGAAUCAUCACUCUUAUGUUAUUACUAACCUCGCUGAGCCUUUAUGCAGCUUACACGGCGAAUAUAGUGGCUCUCUUGCAAUCUACCACGGACUCAAUCAAAACCCUUUCCGAUCUCUUGCAUAGUCCGUUAAAUUUAGGAGUACAAGAUAUAGUAUUUAAUCGACUUUAUUUCAAGGCUUUACAAGACCCCGUCAGAAAAGCGAUUGUGCAGCAGAAGGUUGAACCGAAAGGGCGCAAAUCGAACUGGAUGAGUCUCGAAGAAGGAGUACGCCGCAUAAGAAAUGAACCUUUUGCAUUUCAUGGUAUACGAAGUCCGAUGUAUACAAUUAUACAGCACACAUACCAGGAAGAAGAGAAAUGUGGCCUAACUGAGAUCGAUUAUUUGAAUGAGAUAUAUCCGGUUAUUGCAAUUGCGAAAAAAUCGCCUUAUUUGGAGAUAAUAAAAAAUGGAGCUUUGAAAUUGCGAGAAUAUGGGCUCAUGUAUCGCGACGAGUAUCGCAUAUACAUAAAAAAACCGACUUGCUCGAGUCAGACUGGCUUCAUCACCAUCGGUUUUACGGAAUGCUAUUUUGCGAUAAUCACAAUGGGCUACGGAGCGCUAUUUAGCGUAAUUAUAUUUGCUCUCGAACUGUUAUGGCACAAAAGACAAAGUAUGAAUAUGCUAGAAGACACAGUUUCAACUCUGGUAGAAAAAAGGAAAUCUGGAAUCAACGGCGCGCGCGAGUGCAAUAAAUUAGACUAUUGCGACGAAAAUGUCGUUCCGGAAAUGUCGUUGUUCAAGACAAAUGAAUGGUGGAGAACACAAUGCGGAGUGAAUGAAUCUUUCGAUAGACACAGUUUGCUGAUCACACCAUUGUUCGGCGUUGACCGAAAGGACAUCAUCGUCAUUGGCAGCCACAGCGGCCACCUCCGAAUAUAUAGCCCGUUUUCGCAAUGGAUAGAGGAGACCAAGUCACCGAGCGGUUACAAGUCCUCGGACUUGAUCGUCGAGACGCAAAUCAGCGACUGUAUCGUCGACAUGAAAGCGGGCAAAUUCGUCUCAGGCUCACCAGAUACUCGACUCGCGAUACUGACACCAAAAAAACUUGUCAUUUACAGCAUAAUUUUGAGUCAAGGCUCCGUUGAGCAUGGGGACCAUUGCGAUUUGGAAAUUGUUUACGAGCAUUUAUUACCGCGAUUUCCGGCGUCCCUGACGACGGGUCCGUUUGGCGGCGUGCGGGGUAGGGACUUCCUCUGCGUUCAGUGCCUGGAUGGCACGCUUCUCUUUUACGAGCAAGAGACUCCCACCUUCAGCCUGGUUCUCAGGAAUCGGUUGCUGCCAGAGCCGAUCGUCUACGUUUCGCGGAACGACAUCUUCGUAACGCCAAGCUCCUCGUGGAUCCUCGAAUGCUACAGGCAGGUUGUUCCACUGUGCCAUUCCAAGUAUAAGAGUAUGGCGGAAUUUGGCAGUAAGGAUCGCUCGGAAGAAUCAAAGAAUCUAGAACCGGACUGGAGUUACAAUAUCGGGGAAGCUGUUCUCGAUAUCGAUGCCGUUAUUUUGAGCAGCUUCGAGGUCGGGAUUCUCAUACUCGGCGAGAAAAGUCUAUAUUGUCUGAAAGACAAUUGCGUCACUCUGAAAUACUCAAAAAGGCUCGAGUACAAGGCACUCUGUUUUCAACCUUACGUAAUAGAACCGGAUGGCAAGCUGAUGGUGCUUGUAAUCGCUGACACGAACACCCUGAUGAUUUACGAGGGCACGACUCUUAGGUGGUCAGCUCAGUUACCUUUUACUCCAGUUGCUGUUACUCGAGCGCAUUUUCAGCACUUAGAUGGAGUGAUCGUCGUUCUCUCCGAAGAGGGCCAGCUGGAGGCUUGCUACUUGGGCUCGGAACCAUCGUUAUUUAUCGCGCCUCCUCUGCAUCGACGCGGUUACGAUUACGUGGCCGCCGAAGAUGAGCUCAUGGAGCUGCGCAAAUUAGCGAAGAAAAAUAAAGCUUCCGGCAAUCAACUCAAUGACGUCACCAUGGACGCUGAGCUGAUAAUAUCCGUGACCGUAUCUGCGGAUCUGGAACCCUGUCCACGCGGAAACCAGGAUGACAGUAAGGACGACUCGGAGGGUCGUAAUUUAAUGUGCAGGAUCACCAUAGAAUUGUCCACGUACAUGACGCUUCGCGAUGUUCAAGUAUGCGUGGACGUCUCGAAGCCGUUCGUCGCCGACAAGGAUCGCUACGUUAUUACCAACCUUUGUGACAGGCACAUUCUGCGUGUAAUGAUUUACCCAACGAUGGAUUUACCGGCGAUGUCAUCGGACGUGAGAAUCACGGCGAGCUACGAGACAGCGGAUCGUGGGAGCCUACGCGUACUUCAGAAGACGGUCCAGCUACCCCUGAAGAUGAUGCUGAGGGCCUGCCCACCCGAGAACACGUCCACCUUCACGGCGACCAUCAAGUGCAGCGAGCCCCUCGUGGCUUUUAGCCAGCUGUUUCCCGAGUUUACAGGAGAUGUACAGAGGCAAAAUUGGAACGCACUUGGUUUGCAGCACUUGCAAACUGGCAGUGUGGUGACAAUCGUUUCCGGCGCUACCAGCAAUCGAUAUCGAGUGCAAUCAAACGACGGACUUUCGAUGGCCUUGGUGGUACAGCAGCUGGUGAAUAGACUCAAAGACAAGGCCACCGGAAAUUUUACGACCGCCAUCGCGCAAAAUCACAUACAACUGGUACAGUCUCAGAUGGAGGCGCACUAUCAUAGUCGCCAGAAAGUGGACAAAAUCGCGAGUGAGAUCGGGCUACUGUCGACCCAGUUGAGAAACAUCGAGAGGAGGAUGCUACGUGCCGUGAGGGAGCGAAAUACCCGGUCUCUGACCACGACCGGACUGCCGUUCCUCUUGGAGUCGACCUAUCGCGCGAUCUUCGCGCUUCUGGACGAUCUCGCGAUCGCACGAGCGGAACGGGAACGCGCCGGCCACGGUCUGCGGUGCAUCGUGAGGUUACUGCUCCUGCUGUUGCGACUCAAUGUAAACGACGAUAAGUACGCGAUGCUCGAAGCCGCGAUCGGAUUUGAUCCGCAGCUGUGCGACGAGCUCGACUGGGAAGAAAUCGCUGACGUCAGCCUGAGCGCUUUUCUACGAUCCACUUCGAGAAAAUCGAUGAGUCAUCUGGACACCAAGUCCGCGACGUUAACCAAAAUGACGUCCGCCAAAGAAUUCGCCAAGUUGAAGAAACGUUUGGUACACGCGAUUGAACGUCUUGAUAGCUGCCGAGAAGCUGACAUAGUCGAGAACGAACAGUUGGAAGCUGCAGGCAAUCACGCUUCUUCUUAA